ACCGUGGUCUCGGGUUCACAUAGACUUCAUGGGACCUUACAUGGGGAAGUCAUUUUUGAUUAUUGUCGAUUCUUAUACUAAGUGGAUCGAUGCUGUGAUUAUGAAUUCUAUAACUGCUGAGUGCACAAUCGAGGUGCUCAGAAGAGUAUUUGCCACUCAUGGUAUUCCUAAAGUGUUAGUAAGUGACAACGGACCAACCUAUACUAGCGCCCAGUUUAAAGAGUUUACUGUGCGCAAUGGGAUUAAGCAUUUGUUUAGUGCCCCCUUCAAACCAUCAUCUAAUGGGUUAGCCGAGAGAGCAGUCCAAACCGUUAAACAUGGACUUGCAAAGAUGGCUGAGGGUUCACCUCAUACUAAAUUGUCACGGUUCCUUUUUAAGUAUCGUAUUACCCCUCAUUCUACCACUGGUGUUCCACCCUGCGAGGCACUUAUGGGAAGGAUGUUACAUUCACCAUUAAGUAUGGUACACCCAAGUCUAAAUGAUAGGGUAAUGCAAAAGCAGGAACGACAGAAGCACUACUCUGAUCGUCAUUCCCAGGUCAGGGAGUUUAAUGUAAAUGAUGAGGUAUUUGUAGAAAAUUAUGCCAAGGGGGACCGUUGGCUUCCCGGGGUAGUGCAUCUGAGAGAGGGUAGUAAAAUGUAUGAUGUGAAGAUUGAUGACGGUAGAAUCAUGCAACGACAUGUAGACCAAAUGAGAAGGCGUUCAUCCGGGGGGAAAGAUGAUAAUCAGCAUCAAAAUGAUAAUUCCAUGGUUAAUGAUGAUGAAAAUGUUAUUCCAACUUGUAAAAAUGAUAAUUCUAUGGUCAGUGUUAAUGAUGAUGUUGUAUCAACUCGUCAAAGUAAUGAGUCCAUUGUUAAUGUUCAGGAAAGCAUUAGCGAGGAUGUUGUAGUAAUGGGCCACAAUAAUAAUGAGAACUCCAAUGUUGUUCGUAGAUCCAAGCGUAAUAGGAAAGCCCCUAAGACUUGGGUAUGAUUAAUCAGCAUCGUUGUACCCGUUGGUACUUGCUGACCGUGAUUUUGUUCAUGUUCCAAGUUUAUAACUAUAUGACAAAUAUUCACUAUAGGUUGCAAUGCUUAAACGGUGGGGUGUGAUAUUCAUAAACUGUUUACUAUUACAUGAACUGGUAACCAUAAUAACCAUACCCUGGAUAGUAGCGCCCGCGUAGUAUCAAGGUGCGUCGUGCCACACUACAUUUGUAUUACCGCUUGAGGCGGGAUUUACUCUGUGUUAUGUAUUGAAAUAAAGUAGACGUGUUGAAGUUUACUCCCAGAGUCAUUCUACUUUUUAAUAGUCAUCGAAGCUAUUACAGUAUUAAUAAUAGAACAUCAGAAUAUGAUUAUUUAAAAAAAAUAAUUUUAAUGUUUUGCUACUCAAACUGAAGUUUAUAAAAACAUGUUGCAUAUCAAAACAGCCGAUAUAAUAUUAAAAUAUUCGCCACUUAAGGAGGACGCUAAAAUAGAGGGAAUUAGCGAUGAUUGUUUACAGGUGGUCAUAGUGUUGCAAAAACCAAUUACCAAUAAUAAAUUCAAUGCUCACACUGAUCCAUUAUUUUAAAAUCUCAACCUAUUGAAAGUUGAUGAUAUUCACAAACUUCAAACCUUCUAUUAUCAUAAUUUAAAAAAAUAAUCAGUUACCAAUUUAUUUAAGAAGUAUGACACCUGUGCCCUUUUCCGAAAUACAUAGCUACUACUACACUCGAGGUAGAGAUCAAAUACCGAAAGUUAAUCAUGUUUUUGUAACACUGUGUCUAGAUAGAUAAGAUAAGACUCAUUGAAACUACUUCGAAUACAAUGA
Molecule: messenger RNA, 1795 nt
Organism: Anneissia japonica
Lineage: Eukaryota; Metazoa; Echinodermata; Crinoidea; Comatulida; Comatulidae
Exons: 3
Coding region: 29-973 (314 amino acids)
Biological process (GO): DNA integration
Molecular function (GO): nucleic acid binding
Source: RefSeq, a predicted model, not a curated record